UGACUUAUGUACGAUCAUUUAUAUUUUUUGUUCUAGUCAGUAGUCAGUACUCAGGUGUAGUGUUUUUUAUUAUUUACGUGAUUUAUUAAUUAGGUUUGAGAGAAAUGUCUAAUGAAAAUACCUUAGACUUACAAUAUGUGUACGAUAGUUUCCAAAAGAGCUUAAAGGACGACGACGAUGUGAUAAUAGAAGGAUAUAUAGACGGUUACAACGAGCUUGUAAAGUUUUUGAAUCUCAUUGGAUCGGUGUUUUCGUUUGUAAGCAGCGAUGUUAAGAGUAAAAUUAAAAUUAUGGAAAAGCACAAAACAGGAGAGGAUUCCUUAUAUUAUGAAUCGUUUAAAAAAAUGAUGAAGUAUGAAAAGGAAACGAGCUUACACGAAAAGAAUGGUUUCACGUCCGGCUCGCGAACAAUGCUACGUUUGCAUAGAGGUUUAGAUUUUAUACGACUCUUCCUUAAGCGUCUGAGUGAUGCAGAGGAGUGUGUGAACACAUGCACUACUUGUCAGGCCUCUUACAACGAGACACUAGCGGAAUUUCAUCCCUGGUACAUAAGAAAAGCAGCCACACUGGCAAUGCAUGCGCUGCCUUCUAGGACAGAUUUAUUAUAUAAGAUUUUUGGCUCUGAAGACAAGUUAAAGGAGGCGAUGACGAUUCUGCCUCAAACAUUAGAAUCGUGUGACGAAGUUUACAAGCGCGUUGAGCAACUCUACACAGACUUCGACUUUCACGGUUUGCCCUAGACCAGUGGUUCUCAAUCUUUAGUCUGUGGAACAUUAGUUUUUAAAAGAAAUAAAAGUAUCACAGUGUUCCUCGGCUUCAUAAAGGUGGAGAACCACUGUCGUAAGGAUGGAUAACGUUACUGCCAAAAGUAUAAGAAUAUUCAUGUCUUAGCUCAAUACCAGCUCGCAUAGUUCUUUUCAAUUGAUAUAUAAUUAUUAUUAUAUAAAUCAAUUUAUUUAUUUAACUAUUAACAGUAAUAUAACACGAUAAAUAACUCUAUUGGUCGACCAAUAUUUAAUUAAUUGAUUUCAAUGGAAUCAAAGUAUUCACGAAAAUUGUACACCAAUUGUUUAGUUGAAAUCAAUUAUAAUAAAUGUAUGUAUGUUAAUUAAAUCAAGUAAUAUUUUAAUGUCAAGGUGAUCAGGUUCAAAACAGCUCAAGAGAUAUUUUGAAUAGGUCAGCGAAAUUUAAUUUUAAUUUAAAAAUAUAAUUCUUAUAUUAUGAAUAAAAUUAACAAUUUAUUGAUAUUUUGACCAAAGACAUCACGUAUUAUCUAUGCUUGAAAGAUUAAAAAGCAUACAAAAUUAUCAUCAAUCAGUCAAAUAUAACUUGAGAUUAUGAAUAAUAUAUAAUAAAUAUUUACUUUUUCAUAUAUCAUAAGAUAUUCUAUUGUUUUGCAAUAGUUUUAAAUACCAAAACAUUAUUGAAAGCAUUUAUUGUGUUCCUAAAUUAUGGAAAUUUGAAUAGCGCCAUCUAUCGGUUAUCAGUAUCAACUCUUUUGAAAUUUGAUUGUUAUUCUGCCUAGAGAUGAAAACAUGCAAGCACAUCAUACUAACAAACUCAAAAUAGAAGUAAGAACCAAAGGCACGGACGAUAUGUCGUUUCUACUGUUCUCCUUCUCUUUCUCUCGUUAAUCUGUUGUCUGAUUUCAUUUGUUGUAUUGUCGGUGCAAGAGUAAUAACAUCUAUAUUUCCAAUAUUGGCGGCGCAUUGGCAAUGUAAGAAAUGGUUAAUAUGGCGAGUGGCGUUUAAACGACAACGUUCAGUUUAUAGCGAAUGUUAUUUGCUGUCUCGACUUUCGUGAGGUUUUCUCUAAAAACCAAUCGUUCCAUCCAUUGCAGACGGAACGACUAUGGUAACAUCACAGUGGGAAAUCGUCCUAAUUUGAAUAGAACAGAACUUACUACCUAUUUAUAUAGAACAGAACUUAAUACCUAUUACUUACUAAGUAUUUUUUACCGAUACAGUAUUUGCAAUAAAUUCCGCUUACCCCAUUAAAUAAAAAUAAGUAGAUGAUUGAUUAUCAAAAAAAAAAACAUGACUUUUAACUUGUAAUGAAAAUUUCUUUUGAUUUAUUUUUAAACAGAUUUCUAUCUAAUAUUAAAAAGAUUAAAGAGACAUGUUAAUGAUAACAACGUCUUAUCAAAUUAUAAUUAUUAUCACUGAAUAACAGUUGACAGACACGUCGCUUAUUUUUAAUUGAUACACGUCAUUUAAAUAUAGCAAACAUUGUCUGACGCGGUACUUCCCGGUCAGGGUUUUCCAUGGCAGUAAACUGAAUCACUAAAAAACUUUACAUAAUUAAAAAAUAAUUUAAGAAUUUUGCAUAAUUUUUGGCACUUUUAUAAAAUGAAUAAUUUAAUUCAUAUUGCUUAUUUAACUUUAGUCGCCUUAUAAUCAUAUUUGAAAGAAAAAAAAAAGAGACCAUAGAUUAUAGAUACGCUAUAUGCAUCCUUUUUAAAUCAAAAUUAUUAUUAUGUAAAUGAUUUUUUUAUUAUAUGUUUAGGGUUAUUUUAUUUGAGAAUCAAGUGAAGUGAUUUAAAUCAUUUUAAUAUAUUCGAUAUUAUCUUUAUUGAAUCGAUACAUCGGAAUCUAUCUGAUUGAUUUGAAGUUUUAGAUAGUGGUGCCCUUGCGUGAAGGUCUCUGGCUUAGUACAAAAAGGGGGCGUGUCAAAAUGAAUAGCUUUUUGAAAUAAUAAUAAUGAGGUAAUGAAAUGUCAGCCAUUAGCUAGCUCUUAUUAAAAAUGUAUAAGACGCAGGCCAAAAAAAAAAAAAACACUUAUUAUUAUUUUUUAUAUAAUUUAAAUAAAAAUACGAUAUAUAUAAGCAAAGUUACAUAUAUGUAUUAUAAUAAGUAGUAUUUAAAUUAAAUUAAAAUGAAACAUACCUAAAUAUAAGGCAACCUGUAGAGCUGUGUGCUUUUGUAUAAAUUAUAUUUGUAAUAUAGAUGUUUAAGUGAUCUCGUAGAAGAGCCGUAAAGCUUUAUAUAUAAGGAUAAUAUAUAUGUGAAACAUAUAUUUAUAAAUAAGCUAUUAUAUAUAAUAAGUAAAUAAUAAAAUUUAUGUGAAUAGAUGGUUUUUAUAGAGCGACAAAUCACCAAGUCGAAAAAACAAACUAUAUUGAGUUACAAAUGUCAUAAAACUCGCCUAUUUUUCUUUUAUUUUCUAUCUUAUUGCAAUGUUAAUAUGGUUCUUAAUGUUUAAGCCCUGAAACUUGAACGAAAUCGUUUUCAUUUAUUCAAUUAUGUUUCGACUACUUAAAUUCAGUAAGUAUUUUUACUUGUAAAUAAGUUAACUCAAUUUUUCAUUACUCCAACAUAAAAUUAAUACAAACAUUCGAAGUACAUCAAAUUUGUUUCACAAUGGGAGAAUAAUUUACCCGAUAGAGAUUAUUAACUUACGAACUAAUUACUUCAGUUAUGCAAAAUAAAAAAAAAAAACUAACGUUAAGAUUUUUUCACUAAUAAAGUAUUCGUUUUUAAAUGAUAUCUUCAUAAAUGAAUAUAUUACAAAGGCUUUUUAAUUUUUAACUUAUUGAUUUUUCGCUCUAUUGGAAUGUAAUAUUGAAAUGUAUGCAGUGGCGUAGCUAUCGUAGGGCCAGGUGGUGCAGUGCACCAGGGUCCCGGAGUUAAGGGGGCCCUCUAACCUAAGCUUUGAAUAGAUAUGACAUAUGGAUUUAGCCUGCUAAUGUUCGUCUCAAUGUAUCCUUUAUUCUAUUUUUAUUCCUAUCUAUAAUUUUGAAGCGCAAUAUUAGUUAAAGAGAGGGUGAGGGCCCGUUUCUUUUUCUAUGCACCGGGGCCCUUGUCCACCUAGCUACGCCACUGAAUGUAUGGAUAAACAAUUAAUAAUAAUUGAGCUCAACUUUGUAAUCUUUGCUCAGUUGUUGUUUAUACAAUCGGCUUCAAAAGAUAUUCACAUUUUAUCACACUUGUAUUUGUAUAAAUAUUUUUAUAAACGACUGUACAUCGUUUUUUUAGAAAGUAAAUUGUUCACUGGCUUACCACUUUUAAUAUAUUAACAAAGACGGUUAGGUAUUUAAAAUGAAUAUAAAUCCCAACAGAGAAAUUGUUUUUACAUAACUUGUAGUCUGUGGUAAUCAAGUUGAAUUGAAAAGAAAAUUUAUUGUAUUUAUAAACCAGGUCAUUUUGAAGUGGUCUCAUAAUAAAAUAGAAUAAUAUCUGUAUUUAAAUAAACUUAUUAAGAGUGCUGUACAUUAUAACUGAAUAUUAUAAUAACGUAUAAUAACUCAAUAUUGGUGACGUAUAAUUAUUAUAAAUUAUCAAUAAUUAAAUUAAUUUCAAAACCUUUAAAUACCAAAAACCUGACCGUCUUAUCAAAUCUAACGGGACUGAGCCUAUACACAAUCCACGUUGAACUAGAUUAUAGCUAUACAUAAUCCUAGCUUGUUAAUUUAAACAUGAGGCGCUAUUAUUACUUAAUCUAACGUAAUUUUCAUAAUAAAAUUUAGUAGAUAUAACAUUUCCUAUUUUUCCAACUUUGUAGUUUAAGCUUAAACAUUCCCAAACCAUUCCUAAUAAUUGG
Messenger RNA from Vanessa atalanta (red admiral), 4539 nucleotides. RefSeq names its product ceramide-1-phosphate transfer protein. The coding region runs from base 105 to 740 and encodes 211 amino acids. NCBI's taxonomy places the organism in Eukaryota, Metazoa, Arthropoda, Insecta, Lepidoptera, Nymphalidae. The record is from RefSeq and is a predicted model, not a curated record. Gene Ontology annotation, cellular component: membrane; cytosol; cytoplasm. Gene Ontology annotation, molecular function: ceramide 1-phosphate binding; ceramide 1-phosphate transfer activity. Gene Ontology annotation, biological process: ceramide transport; intermembrane lipid transfer. The transcript has 4 exons.